AUAUACCUGUCUAUACGUUUGAAUCGGAAAAUCGAUAUUAUGUGUUCAUGUGAAAGUUCACAUUUUACAGCCUAGGAGCUGUAUUUUGAUAGGUUUAAGCUUCUAAUGGAGAAUUUUAAACGUAUAGAGUAUACUAUGAAGUAGAGUGUGGAUUAUUUUGUAUUCAUAGAAAAUUUAAAUGUAUAGAAAUGUACACAAUGCUCAUGAUAUGCAAAAAUAUACAAAAUAUUCAAAGUAAACCAAUCAUCAAAAACUUUAGAAGAUCAGACUCUCUAUUCCGCUUUUUUUUUGCAUCCUGCAAAUUACCGUAUAGAGAUGUAAAACGAAAACUAUAGCUCGUUAAAAUUUGACGUACUUUUGUUUUCAUGAAAAUAUUUCAUGAAAAUAACAUAUGUUGAAUUGAAUAAACUAAACUAUUGAUAAUCACACUGAAGGAUAUAUAUAGCUUAGAUUUCACAGAUUAUUUCAAUAUUGAAGUACUUCUUAUGUACUAACGAAGAAGAUAAAACAUACUAAUACAAGUAUAGCUCAACUGAGCGAUUAUGAUAAUGUUAAUGCGCAUCUCCGAGCGUGCAGAGGAUAAAUGAGCAGAUAAGUUGCUCCCAUCACUUUCUCCUUUGUUUCAUGCAACUGUAACUCUUAGAAUGUAAUGUAUAAAUGUAUAUAACUAUCCUUAACCGCAUUGACGAAAUGAUGAUAGACAUAAUUACUUGUUUGUCAGUUGAAGAUCUUUUCUUUCCUCUUACUACAUAUUUAUGUACUUUUAACUUGUCUUUUUAGCAAUACUAUCGCUCGUUUGUUCUACAGUUUUCAGAAUUCUACCUUUUAGGCGUUCUACACACGAUCGGAGCGUGAAUGUGCCCAUAGCCUGCCUGUUCCUAUAAGCUACGUUAAACGAUCAUCUUCGAUUGUGUUGGCUUGUAGAUCGUAGAGGAAGCCAUUUACCUAUCUUUCGGAACAAGAACUACAGUUAAAAACAGCAACCAAUUGAGAACGGUAGUUAAGUCCGCGAGUAGAGGGGUGAGCGUGUUUUAGCGGCGACAACAGCACACGGUAUGCAGAUACGAAGCCGGGGUAAACCGGGAAGCCGUAGUUCACGGACCGUAGUAAGCGUGGUAACUCUGAACAGUCAACGACAUUCGAAAGCCGGCCACGCUCUGGAAUUCAGAUUAUUAUACGGUUAGAAAUUGCAUAUUUUUGAAGAUAUCGAGGAGUGGUACUUUUAAGCAAUUUUGAUUUCCAUCACUCAUAAAUUGAACCGAGGGAAUUUCAUCAAUUUACUUACCGGCCAUUAAAAAGUUUUAAUGAAAUGGGACAAAUGAUAGACGAAUAUGCGGCUGCUUCUGCUCCAAAUAUCUCCGCUACUGUGCCUGUUGACGGAAAUCGGCGCGGCGGGGAUCGGCAAAGCAUGGCAGAUCCUGCCAUACGCGACCGAUUCCUGGAAUCACCCAUCGUGGCCGCGACUCGACUCUUCCGCAUUCGAAGUUCGCAGCGUGAGCGGGGUCGGUCAUCUCAAUCCCUUCGAAACCGCUCAAAGUAACCUAAAAACCGACCAAUCGAAAUUUAUCGAACCCAACACUGUUGCAAUAUCCAAGCCGCACUCUGUGUUCAAUCAGAAAUACCUCGAUCGAUUCGAACCCACGUUCGAAGAGCUCUACGACCGAUACGAAAGUCGCGGCGAAACGAAUAAUGCAGAGCACCGGGACAAGAUAUUUAAAACUGGCCUAGCGAUGACUGUCCUCCGUCCAGAAGAAGACAAAGAUUCGACAAAGGCUACUGCGAAUGAAGCAACGGAGACCGUAUCGAGGAUUCGCCGCGAUACAGAGAACGAGACGAGGCUGGAACAAAUAUCGAGCACUAAGAACGUCCGAGAAGUACGUCUAAGCUCCGCAGAAAAUUGGUCCACUCAACCAUUGUCUAUAGAGUUUCCUCAUAGAACUAGCUUAGACCAGACGAUGCACCAAACGGCAGACGGCGAAGAAUUAGCAAACGCAAGAGGUUACCACGUUCCGAGAGCCGAUUUUGUGACCAGCCAGCACAGGAGGAGUUACGAACAACGAGAAGCACGAGAUAUGCCAGUUACAAGAGGAUACGACGACUACGACGUCCCAUGGUACAGAAGCGCUAUCAGGGAUCGAGACUACGAUCCUUUAUUCUAUCGCCGUGGGUACAGUUACUAUUACCCGGAUCGUUACAGGAUGGAAAGAGACUACUACAUGCGUGUUCCCAACGAUUAUUCUUAUUACUAUGAUCGGUACAGGGACGAGGACUUGGAUCUAUAUGGCCGUAGCAGACCCACGCCCAAACCUAAAAGGAUCAUCUACUAUGCCACCUUGCCGGAAAUAGUGAGAAAACCUGUGGAUCUGAGAAAUUAUCCUAGAGCCUAUGACGGAACUAGAACGCCAGUUUCUAGGGAUGGAAGCUACAAACGUAUUCCAGGGAACGUUGACCCUAGUAGAUAUCGAUAUAGAAACCUUUACGAUGGUUAUGAUAACUACUCGAAGAGGUCGAGCUUCCUGGAGAGGCCUUAUCCUUAUGCCGAAGACGAGGGUCGUCGCAAAGCGACGCUGGAAACUUUUCGAAACAACGAUCCGUAUGAUCAGAAUAACGAGAGGAAAUUAGCUAAUCAGAUUUCGAUGAGAAACGAGGGCAAAUUGCCUUGGCCAGUGCAGAUCGCGACAGAAGUGAGCGUAAAGGACGACGAGAGAAUCCCAGGAAGGAAGAUCUUUGGGGAGACUAACGGAUACGAGAGAUUCCAGAGCGCACAGUUGCAGAAGGCACCGGACGCGACUGGAUCGAGCGAGCUGCAGAGCGACAAUUGAUCGCCGAAUGAAUUCUCUUUUACAUAGUUUAGUAGCGGAUUUUUGAAAAGGAUUUUGGACACCGUUCGCUUUGACGCAUCACUGUCUUUCUCUAUUGAAUCUUGAUAGGCAAUUUAAAUAGGUCUGAAUAUUCUAAGCAAGCAUCGAUACUGGAUGCUGGUUUAGUCGAGGUUAGACACGGGACAGAUCUUUCAAAGUAAUUGUAUGAUCAUGCGUAUUGUGAUUUACGGAUUCUCCGUUACUUUUCAUACUUAUUUAUCGUUAUUCAUACGAUCAUCGCUCGUGGUGUUUGCUUUAAUACGUACAAUUAGCAUUUUCAAUACAGAAUUCUUUCAGAAAGAUUUAUGUAUUGGUUCUUCAUCGUCGCGUGUAAGUUUUAAAAGAUUAAAUUCAUGAUGAGCUAGACCUAAAAGGCCAAAGUAGGUAUCACGAGGGUUGGUGAUGGUUUCCAGUUGAUUUUUAUACUACGAAUUUUCAGAAAGGGCGAGCUGUAUUUAUUUGAAAAUUAUAUC
This is a messenger RNA of Bombus pyrosoma, 3334 nucleotides long. RefSeq lists its product as uncharacterized. The coding region runs from base 1332 to 2822 and encodes 496 amino acids. NCBI's taxonomy places the organism in Eukaryota, Metazoa, Arthropoda, Insecta, Hymenoptera, Apidae. The transcript is spliced from 4 exons. The record is from RefSeq and is a predicted model, not a curated record.